Messenger RNA from Cyphellophora europaea CBS 101466, 837 nucleotides. RefSeq lists its product as uncharacterized. Gene Ontology annotation, cellular component: endoplasmic reticulum. Gene Ontology annotation, molecular function: iron ion binding; L-ascorbic acid binding; procollagen-proline 4-dioxygenase activity. Gene Ontology annotation, biological process: peptidyl-proline hydroxylation to 4-hydroxy-L-proline. The record is from RefSeq and is a predicted model, not a curated record. The transcript has a single exon. Lineage: Eukaryota; Fungi; Ascomycota; Eurotiomycetes; Chaetothyriales; Cyphellophoraceae. Bases 1 to 837 code for a protein of 278 amino acids.
AUGCUGCCAGCUACGCUCCUCAGUCUCCUUGUUCUCCCCGUUCGGGCGCGCCAGACGUCCCAGCAGAAGCCUCUUCAAGCACUCGCAUGCCCAGACCAUAAGUACAAGGUCCAUCUGGUCUCUAGGGAUCCAUUGGUCAUCUACAUCCCAGAGUUUAUUACCGCUGAAGAGGCAAAACACCUACAAGAAAGCACCAGCGACAAGUUCUCCCGCUCCGGCAUCGCUGACGAGAGCGGCGCUCAACGCCAAGCCGAAACCCGGACGUCAUCCUCAGCCUCGCUCUCUGCUCGCGACGACAUCAUACGCUGCAUCGAAGAGCGUGCACGAACGUUCCAAAGCCCAGCACUACCCCGUUCCCACCUAGAGCCAUUGCAGCUCGUAAAAUACGGCGUAGGCGAACAGUACCAUGAGCAUACCGACUGGUUCACUUCCUCACUCCAAGCGGGCCCAGAGUUUGGCGGAAAUCGCCUGUCGAGCUUUUUCGUCUACGUUCAAGUCUCUGAAGACAUUGUGGGCGGAGGGACACGCUUCCCAUUCUUGGAUGCUCCUGGUGUACCCAAGGUCGAAUCGCUCGGCACUGGCUUCUUCAAGCCAGGAGUCGGUGGCGCCACCGAAGAGUGGUGUGGAUACGUUGACUGUGACGAGCCGUGGGACAAUGGUCUGACUUUCCGACCCGUUGAGAGAAGUGCGGUCUUCUGGAUGAACUUGCUCCCAGGCGGUCGGGGCGAUGAGCGGACGCUACACGCGGGACUACCCGUCACAAAGGGUCAAAAGACGGGCAUGAAUAUAUGGACGCGCGAAGGCCCCCUGGACGACAAGUAUCGAGGAGAUGAUUGA